GAGGGAAGGGAUGGGGAGGGGGUGGGGGUCAAGCAAGCGAGAACAUAUUGUGCAUAAAGUGGAAAAGGGCAGCCAAGGCCAUGUAGAGAGUGCACUGUGCAGUGUUUAAUAAGAGAGAAACAGGUUGGCCACCCUGUUGCUGCAUCCAGACUUAAUAUGUAGGGGUCACUCAUUACCCUGAUCCCGUUCUAAAUCACGCCUCUUUGAGCUUGUGUGUGAGAGGACUUACUAUGUGAACACACAGCGUCUGUGAUUGUGAUCUGGCGUUGAGGUGCAAGGAUGUGAGCAAUCCUCCAAGUCCAGAUAUAGAACGUUAUCAAUCCAGCACUAAUCACCCGUCUGAACACCCCCCUAAUACUCACACACUCUCCCUCCCUCUCUGUCUCCCUCCCCCCUUUUCCCUCUAUCCUGCUAUCUGAUGGACACACUCAACCGCCCGCCCACUCCCUCGCAUAUACCUCCUCCCGUUAAGUUCCCGCUCAGGUGAUUGACAGCUCAACCCUGACCAGACCUUGACCUGACCUUAAACCUCACCUCGCUCCCCCCAUUCUUUAAAGAAGAAAUUUAGUGUAUGGAUAAAAAAAAAAAAAAUAAAUAAUAAUAAAAAAAACAAAAAAAAAACACCAACACCCAACCCUAUCCCGUUCCUCCAUCUCAGCAGGUCAAUCAAUACAUCUGCACAUAUACACUGUAUAUACCGUAUACUGGAUAUAUGAUGGGAUCUGCAAUGGAAGCAGGACACAAAUUCAAUGAGGCAGCGCUGUACAGGUGGGGCAACGUGUGUGCGUGAGUGUUGCCAAGGGAACCGGCCAAGCAGCAAAUGUUCCUUGUAACAAGCAGUAAACACCACAUUGACCAUAUUCCGGAGCUUAUACUGUACACGGACAGAUGUGUGAUUGUCUCUGGGAUGAAGGCAUGACAAGUUGUGCAGUGAAAUGCAACAAUAUGCUUUAGGAGACGCGUGGGUUUGUUUGGCUUAUUAUAAUUAUGGAGAUUCUAAUUAUUACAUUAGAUUCGUUUAUUUAUUAGGCUAUGUUAUCUCAUUUGGGGUUAUUAAUAUUUAAGUGUUUGCCACGGGCUGUUUGGAUGCUGCGCGCGAUGUAUGUAUGUCUCCAGAUUGCAACAAGCAGUUUUUAUAUAUAGCCUACAUUUAUAGCGUGGAAGAUAAAUAUAAAGUAAAUAAAUAAAUAGACUUCCAGAUUCACUGUCCCGGCAGCAGAAACAGCAACAGCGGUGUAGCCUCAGCAUCCCCUCCUCACCGCCGGCCAGUGGUUCCAUCCACCUGAAGAUUUCUGAGACAAUUCUCAUUACCAGCGGUGGCAGCGCAGCACUUGGAAAGGGUGAAUCAAUCUGAGAGAGAGAGAAAGAGAGAGAGAGAGGAGAGAGAGAAAGAGAGAGAGAGGGGAGACAGAGGAGAGAGAGCGCAGGGAGAGAAGACAGCGUCGGUGGCGGCUCUGCAGUGGAAUACGCUGUUAUUUGAGGGAAGGUGAGCGCUCUCGGAGUACCGACAAAUGUUAACCAAGAUGCGUUUCAGGACUUGAUCGCAUCAUCUUAAAAUAAAGUAACUCCUGGGUUCUUCUCACUUCACAAAAAGCCUCUCUCGAAUCCCCAGACAACACAAGAAAAAAAGGGAAUAACAUCUGUUUAUCUGCAUAUUUCUAUGUUCAAAAAACAAGAAGAAAAAAACGCACAGAUUGACAAAGGACAGCAAACAUCUCAGAGGAUGCAUAUUUAAAAAAAAAACAAAUUACCACUGGAGGACUAAAGGGAAAGGGAACAUUUUCUCACAAAUCCACCAGCGUGGAGUCACCUCACCUGUACCUUCGGAUUAAAGAGCAGGGUCAUGUCCCAGUUGCCAUGCGCAUCGCCACGCUGACCUGCCUUUCCGGCCCUUCCCCCUUCCUCUUUCUAUUGGCCCAGCUGCUACUGCGGCUCCUCCUCUCUGGGCCGGAGUUAGUGGGAGCCGCGUCCUCCUGCCCCUCCCAUUGCACCUGCUCCAACCAGGCCAGCCGAGUCAUCUGCACCAGGCAAAACCUGGAGGAAGUGCCCGAAAGCAUAUCAGUCAACACACGAUACCUCAACCUGCAGGAGAACUCAAUACAGGUUAUCAAGUCAGAUACUUUCAAGCACUUGAGGCACCUUGAAAUCCUACAGCUCUCCAAGAAUCAGAUACGUCAGAUUGAAGUUGGAGCUUUCAAUGGCCUCCCCAACCUCAACACACUGGAGCUCUUCGACAACCGCCUCACACUGGUGCCAUCACAUGCCUUUGAGUACCUCAGCAAGCUACGGGAGCUGUGGCUGCGCAACAACCCUAUUGAGACUCUGCCAGGCUAUGCCUUCCACCGCGUGCCCUCGCUACGUCGCCUGGACCUGGGUGAGCUCAAGAAGUUGGAUUUCAUUUCUGAUGCGGCUUUUGUGGGCCUCAUUAAUCUACGGUACCUGAAUUUGGGCAUGUGUGGGCUGAAAGACAUUCCCAAGCUUACAGCACUUGUGCGUUUAGAGGAACUGGAGCUGUCAGGAAACCGUCUGGAGAUAAUCCGUCCUGGUUCCUUCCAAGGCCUGGUGUCUCUUCGCAAGCUGUGGCUAAUGCACUCACAAGUUUCAGUUAUUGAGCGUAAUGCUUUUGAUGACCUGAAAAACCUGGAAGAGCUCAACCUGUCCCAUAAUUCCUUGCACUCCUUGCCCCAUGAUCUUUUCACACCUCUUCACCAACUGGAGAGGGUGCAUCUGAAUCACAAUCCCUGGGUGUGCAACUGUGAUGUUCUUUGGCUUAGUUGGUGGUUGAAGGAGACGGUGCCCAGCAACACAACUUGUUGUGCCCGCUGCCAUGCUCCCCCCUUCUUAAAGGGCAAGUACAUUGGAGAGCUUGACCAGAGCCACUUUACCUGCUAUGCACCUGUCAUUGUGGAACCACCUACAGACCUCAAUGUCACUGAGGGUAUGGCGGCUGAGCUUAAGUGUCGCACAAGCACUUCCACAACAUCUGUCAACUGGAUCACCCCUAAUGGCACUCUAAUGACCCACGGUUCUUACCGGGUGAGGAUAUCCGUUCUACAUGAUGGCACACUCAACUUCACAAAUGUCACCCUGCGAGACACUGGCCAAUACACCUGCAUGGUCACGAAUGCUGCUGGUAAUACUACAGCAACUGCUGUCCUCAAUGUUACAGCUGCUGAUGCAAGUGUAAACUAUACCUACUUUACAACAGUUACUGUAGAAACUGUGGAGACUGGCGGAGGAAACGAUUAUGCAUUGGUCGCCAUCAAUGAGACCUUCAUUAGUGUCCACCCUGGCCCCACUCCCUCUGAUUUGUGGCCAAAUGGUGUUCCUACUACAGACUCCUCUCUAUCUGCUGGCUGGUCCUCCUCCUCUCCCCGGGCCACUCGACCCACCUUCACUGUGCCCAUCACUGAACCAGGCUUCUCAGGCCUGGAUGAUGUGAUGAAGACCACCAAGAUCAUCAUUGGCUGCUUCGUAGCCAUUACCUUCAUGGCAGCAGUGAUGCUUGUGGUGUUCUACAAGCUGAGGAAGCAGCACCAGCUGCAUAAACACCAUGGCCCUGCUCGUGCCAUUGAGAUCAUCAAUGUGGAGGAUGAGCUUGGUGCUGGGGCCAGUGGUAGAGGCAGUGGCAUCUCAGGAGGCUCCACCGUGACACAAGGCGGAACCAGUGGAAUAGGAGGGGGCCAGAGCCACAGGCUACAUCACCCGGAGAUAGUCAACCUGCCAAACCUGGCACGAUCAGAGCACAUCAACCACUACUAUAAAACCCAUCACUUCAACAACAACAUGAUGAGCCUGGGCUUGGGCACAGGUUCAGGUGUUGGCCUCAACAACAACAACAAUCCCUCACCAUGCUCUCAGUCACAGAACAUAUCCUGUUCCCAGGUUCCAACCUCCACUUGCGGGGGACCAACCUCAAGUGGCACCCUGCCCUCUCCUGUGCCCCUACCCCAGCUGGGUCUCCACAGUUCUCUGAAAGGCCUAAUGGGAAAAGGCCAGAAUGAGCCACUACUUUUUAAGAGUGGCUCAAAGGAAAACGUGCAGGAGACUCAAAUCUGAGUAAAACAUGAGGGUAGAAGUGUGGGGUUAAGAAGAAAGGAAUGGUGAAUAGAGACAUUGAUAAAGCUUGCACCUAUGAGUGCAUCAGACUGAUAGUAGCCUAUUGUCCUCAUGGACUGAUUUCAGAUAAAAUUUAAUAGUAUCUGCUUUGUGUUGUCAGUCUGUUGACAGAGGGAAGCAGACAGGAAGAUUCAAGCAGACAGAACAGUAUUUGAUAAGCAGUAGUCCCACCCAUAACACUGUUAAAACUAACAGACAAAAACGUAUACGAUCAUUCAUUAAUGUGUGCAACCUGCUAGAGUCUUUGCCAAAGUCCAAGAUAAAGCCAACUCAGUGGAAUGUGCAAUGAGCCUCUCUAGGUUUUAUACAGAUUGCUUAGUAUAUUUCCAGACACAUCCGGUGUAUAUACUUGGAGGGAGACAUAAUAUUGGCCAUUGGACAUGUUGUCAGAUUAGUGUUUGGCAGAAACACUGAAUAACAAACAAUGAUUUGGGUAAAUGGUAUGGUCCCAGGUUUCCAGGAAGCACUAAAACACAGACAAAGCAAAAUUAGAGCAGUGCAGCGAUGUAGUCCACAAAAUACGUAUCAGACUUUGCAGGGAGACAAAACAAAAACAAUUGUUUUAUGUUUUUUGUUUGUUUGUUUGCUUUUUCAGAGGUUUCACUCUCACAUAUUCACUUUUUCCCCUUCACACUUUACUGGCUACUGUCUUCUUGGAAAGAGGAAAGAAAUGCAAAGUUUUAUCACAGAAGAAGACAUUAAGGACAAAGACAGAUAUAAAAAGGACAGAAAGUACAUAUUAUAUAUACCGUAAAUAUAUUUUCAUUCAAAGAAAUAAAUUAUAAAGAAUCUUUAUUAAGCUUCUGACUGAAAUCUACAAGGACUGAAGAAUAUAUAUAUAUAUAUAUAAAUAUAUAUAUAUAUAUAUAUAUCAAAAGAAAAAAAACACUGCUGUUUUAGUGGCUCUCCUUUACAACUUUUCUCAACUUGUAACAAAAUGGCCACUCUGACUGUGCUGCAUAAGGACACACGUGGGAGAGUGGCAACCAUUGAGAAGGAGCUAAAACAAAACAAAACAAAACAAAACAAAAAAACGGCGUGUUUGAGUGAAUUUAUUUUGAUCUCAACGUUUUUCUAGCCACAGAAAGUGUUUUCCCUCUCCUGUCGCAUUCACAUAAACAGGGUCACAGGAGGCGGAAGAUCCAAAAUAUGACUUUGAAAUACAGUACAGUAUUAAUAAUAAUGAUCAGAAUGUUAAUAAUGAUAACAAGCUUUAGCUUUAUUUGUCAUAGGACAUUAAACGAUCAAGGAUAUGUUACAAUAUUUUACUGUACAUAUUACUAAAUUGUUGCACAUGCUAAUUUAGCAUGCUCUGAAAACUCAAACAUCUGGUUUCAACAUAUACUUUAAGAUAUAUAACAAUAAUUAUAUGACAUAUUGUUAUUGUGUUAUCAUUAUUAUCAUUCAUAUGAGCAUUAUUAAUACUACUCAGGCCUACAAAUAACUGAGAAGUACUUUUUUCAUUUGUGUAUGACACUGUUUAUGACUGAUCCUGUCGGCUAAUAAACAUCAGUGGGACAGACUCGGCGUUCCACUAAGUGAGCUCCACAUGCAUCAGCAGGAAAUAACCGGGCCCUCAAAAUGGCUUCCUCAGUCCAGCCGUCACUGACUCCUCUGCUCUGAUUCUGAGGAACCCUCAUAUUAUCACGCAUUACAGACAGGACAUGUACCUUUGACGAAGACUGCACCUUUGCAGAGGAUUAUUACACAACUGUAUCUCAGUGUUAUCGUGUAUGAGUGGAUUUCAUGGCAGCAAGGAGCUAAAUGGACGACAGGCAUUGCCAAGCACUUUUUUAAAGGUAAGCAAUGCUCGUUCAGUAGAGAAGAAGCUGGCAUACAGUACAGUACACAGUGGGUGACAUUUUUUCUAAAGUAAAAGGACAGUUAAAUGAAAAAAUAUAGAAACUUAUAGAUCUCUUUUAAAAAACAAAACUAUUAUGAUAAGUGUUUUUCAUUUUGGGUUUUUAUCUAGUUUCAUUAUUUUUGUUUGUUUUUUUUUAAAUCAAGUGUUAUCUUUAUUGUAAUAUUGUUAUUGUUAUUAUAAUUAGCUAAUUACACUGGUUAUAAUUAUGAGAGAUGUUCUGUUAGCAGAGGUCACUUUGAAAAAUUAAAAAAAACCUGGCACAUAAAAUGGCAGUUGAAGUCUGUGAAACUUGGUGGCUAUUAUUUUGUUCUUUAUGUUAUGAUCAACUUCAAUUGUGAUAUCACUGUUUGUAUCUCUUUGGCUCUUCUUGAGAUGAGACAUAGCGAAUGUGAAAUGGUCAGCACCGGGUCCUUUAUUUUUCUUUUCUGCACAGGGGGACAGGAAAGGCCCUGCUCUGGUUUACAAUCUCACUCACGCUCACUCUGUACUUUCGUGAAUGUCAUCGCCAUCACAGUGCUCAGAGUGCGUUUGCGCUGUGUCAACACAUCGUUGUCAUGACUACACGCUCAGACUAAUGCGCCAAACGGCGUCACCAUCAGCGCCUCAUAAGGCAUCCCGUUGCCCCUCGUCAGUCACGUUUCGUUGAGGUCCCAUAUCUCAGCGAGCUGGCCAGUGUUCCUUCAGUGGUAGCAAAUCAACCUGAGCAUUGUACUCAUGCCCUCACAUAAAACUCCCCCUUCCCCUCCACCGCUCCAACCCUCAGCAUCCUGCCAUCAGGUUUCCCUGGCAACUGUUGCCGCUGCGACAGCCCUUAUCACAGUGUCUUGAUUUAGGUUUCGAAUACUGAGUCAGAGGACAGUAGAGACUUUCAACCACCCCCCCUUUUGCCAGGUAAUUUGCCCCCGUCAUGUUCCUUGUUAAUGUUUUUAAUUUGCUUACACCAGCGACCAUGUGUACCACAAUGCUCACUUAUUGUUCAUGCAAUUUACAUCCCCCUAUCCCCUAUGCAUUUAAUUUCCAUAGGCCCUACACCAUUGCUAAACACAUGUAUGCAACCCACACUUGUGAUUAACCCUCAUGCGGAUCAUCAGCCAUUAACAUAUUCGUUUCCCAGCGAAAGGAAUCAUAUUCCCAUUCACUACUCAUUUACAUAUUCAUUUUCCUCUGUGUGUGCGAAUAACGGAAACUAUCAUGUGGGCAUGCUCAUGGGUAAGAGUGCUGUGUGUGUCAGUUUUAUCGCUGGCUGAAAGCAUAGACUGUUAUAAAAGCUAUUUACCCCUAAUUCCUCAGAUACUGCGUGCCCUGCCCAUCCCCUGUAGUAGCUCAUCACUUUGAAAAGCAUUGUGUAGCCCCUAUAGCUCCUGUGAAGUGGCACAAACCAGAGGCCAUGUUACUGAGGCUUGGUGUUAGAGAGCGCAGUGGUUGAGCUGGAGACAAACAGUCACAGUGCUGCAGUGUCUGAGUCACAGCGCACUGAACACACUCCCAACAAUCUAAUGGAAAUGCUGUGUUUACUGUGCAGGAAGGGACCUGCUCAUUCACCCAUUCAGGGAAUAGGUGAAAAACACCAGGAUAUGGGUGUGUGUGAGAGCGAAUGUGUGUUUUUAUUGCAUGUACAGCUCGGGAUUAUAAAAUGCCUGUUCUACUGUUGUGUAAGGGAAAGCAUCAGGACAUUUGAAGUGGUGUGCUGUUUAUGGCAAAAGAUGUUACACCCGUUGUUGAUGGAAUACUGCUCAAUGUGUGCACGCGUGCACAUGCGUGUGCCCAUGUUCAGGUGGGCUUAUGCUAGCUGAGUCGUAUAAGGAGAGGAAGAGGAAGGAGGGGUGGUCAGACCUCCAUUUUAAAUCCCCAGUUUAAACCAGCUCUCUCUCCUGCCUCGGGCUACUUUUAUGAUCUUCUCAGUGACACUUUGAGUAAAAAACCAAAAGUUUUUUUUCCCCCCUUAAGAAGCCCACCCUUCCAUCUUCUUUCCCUCUUCCUCUUCAUAUAAGGAUAAACCGAAAUGAUUAAAGGUCUGUUCCUGUUAGUGUUUAUCUUCAUUGUUUUGCUCUGGCUCAGCCACAUAAGAGAGUAACACCUGUUGGUGAAGCUUAAGUGAUUUUUAAUGUGCACAUUCAUUGGCUGUGCUUGUGGUUAAUCGCCUUGACGUUGAUGUGACUUUUACUCAUAACCGUAACGAUGCACAUGGAACGGUUCGGGGCCCCUCUGUUAUGGUGGGCGAGGUUUGUGUAAUCACAGAAAUGAGGACAUUCCAAGUUCAGCUCAGUAAUGUUAGAAAACGCAACCAUAUUCACACCAGUCCCUGAGGAUGGCAAGGCACACAUGUUAACCUCAGCACUACAAGCCCUGUGUGAGCUCCACACUGCUUAAUUUCUUCUCUGUCAACCAACCUUUAAAAAUAGCCGUGAAGCCACAGCAGAGCUCAAUGCAUUAUUGAUACUCAUGGUGUCAAUGAUGCAUGUGCUUAGGCACCAGUGCUAAUUUUCUGCACUCUGCAGAGGUCAAAUGCAUACGCUGGUUGUAAUUUAUAUGCAUCGUUAUUGCUGUUGUUUUUUUCACUUGGUCUCCAUGAUGGUUCAUAGGGGCCAAAUGUUGCAGCUUGUCACCUCACGGGACGGCUGGUGUGAUUCUGAUAAGCGCGCCAGUGUUUUGUGCACCACUGUGUCAUCGAGACUCCACCCCCAAUCUCACUAUGGUUCACUUUGCUUCGCCACGACUUUAAGAUGUUUGGCAGCCAGGGCCUGCUUUCAUCACCAUCACAUUAGUCCGAUUUGGUGGCACCAGCUCGUAAGCUCAUUCUGCUCAUUCGCAUUAUGAAUGAAGAAUUUUUUUUUUUGUUGCUGCUUGGAGCUCGGGAUGAGAUGUGCACAGACAUUUUUCUGUGUCAUCACUAUGAAAAGCCCGCCCUGCAACCAUUCAUCAAACCUGACCGCACACACAAGCAUGUCUACAUGCAAGGGCCACACACACCCACGCAACGUCCUCCGACACUGACAGGCUGACUAAUUUAUUGAUUGAGGUGGAGCUUUCUUAAACAAUCUGCGGCUGAGUGCAGUGGAGGUUAAUGCAAACCUCUCAGCCACUGCCAUAGUGCUUCAGUUCACGCGCGUGAGCUUUAUAUCCUGUGAAGGUGUCCUUAAUUUGAGAAUUGCAGAGACAUUAGUGUAUGGCUUAGUCCCUCGUUGCCUUGGAAACACUGUCGUUGGUCACAAGAUGUCCAUUUUGGUCGUCUUGUGAGCUUUCAGCUGCGUGGAGUCGGAGAGGGCAGUCAGUGUGUGUGGGCUGUGACGUGAGAGUGAUGAGUGGUGUUUCAUCCCAGAUGACUAUCUCCUCUGUGUCACUCAGCUGUAGGUCAGAGGGCCUAAGAGCUUCAGCUCAGAAGAAAGCUGAGAAAAAAUCCACAGACUCACUGAAAUAGUAAAAUGGGACAUGCUCAGAGUCCAUGUAAUUGUAAAGUACCGAUUAAUGGAAAUACUAAAGCUGGAGCGCUGCUUAACACAGAGCUUCUCAUGAAUGCUUUAUAAAGGAGAAUAUCAUCGCUGUCAUGUGGAAAUCUUGUAACUCCAAUUUUGAACAUCAGUGGAGUGAUUACAUUUUGAAAUUUGCACUGAGACUAAACUGCCAUUUGUGUUGGUGUCACAACUGCAUGGGGUAAAAAAAAAUCUUGAAGUUCAAAAGAAGCCUGUUUUUCUUACAGCCAGAGAAGCUGUGCAAGGUUUUCACCCAACAGCGACCAUGUUGCACUUUCAGACACAGCUUUGUGUUUUGAGAACAAUCUGGGAUGUUGCAGAUCGUGUUGGGAUUCGGGAACAUGCUUCUGGAGCAACUUCAUGCCCUGGAGUGCAGUGGGAAACUCCUCUCCAGUUUUGCGAUGUGUGUGGAAUUGUGCUGGAAUGUCCUGAACUGGCCUUAACUAUUAACGGAUGUGCUGACCCAGCAGCUGUGCUCCUCUCAGCGGACCGGCUCACACUUACGUUUCCAAACGUGCAUUCCCUUCCAUCUGCAACAGUUCAGCUUCCAGAUUUACUGUUUAUGGGAACUUUGGCUCGGCAUCAUAAUCCCACUCUGCCGUGUGUGAUGUUUGUUUGAAGCUGGGCAGAAGCCAUAAACUACAUUUCAACACUUUGAAGUCUAAAUUCGGGAGCACCUUAUGGAGGAUCUAAGCUGAUCUAAGCUGAUGGCUUGAUAAUGAGUAUGCCUAAAACUUACCCACCUAUUGGGGUGGCAGAUUCCCCAGAGGACGUGACGUCAGCCCAUAUGGGCUCUGAAGUCGACUGGUCUGAGAAAGGUGAAAUUAGCGCAGAAAUCAGCUCCGACCCAGAUAAGCCUCCCCAGCUGAGGCUUAGAUUCAGACCUGCAGUGGAAGAAGUUUUAAAAAGGCAGGAGACGGUUGUAAACAGUCAUCAAUAUGAAAUUCACUUUUACUGGAGAUAUUGAUUUUUCUUUACCCUUUUUUUGGUCUCCACCCCCACAUACCAGCCAGUGAGGCACGCUGCUUUUCUCAUUGGUGCUGAUUUAUUUAUCCAGUCUGGCCCUUAGUACCCUCAUUUCACAUCUGUUCUCAUUUCUGCGUGCACUCUAUGUGACACCAACCUCACAAGUUAUAUUUUUAUGUUCAUGAACUGCUACCAGCGACUUACGGUGGGCACGAAAGUGGCCUCCAGUGUCCUCAAGCCGUGGUGUUUGUGUGCAACGCAUCACGGCCGCGGCACAUACACCAGACAGUAAAGCCCGCUCGCCGCGGCGCAGCUUCUGUCGCCUUGGGCUUCCCCACCCUGUGGGCCGAAAGGAAACAGUGACAAGGGAGGACAGGGCAGGCAGAAAUAGAGAAACAGAAAGGACAGAUAGACGGAAAAGAGAUGAGGACGACAGGACGAAUGAAAGAUGACACUGAGAGACAUCCUGUCACUCCAUAUCUAUGUAGGUUUUAGUCCACAUGUGUGAACAUGUUUGAAUGUGUGAUGUGUGCAGAAAUGUCUCUCUCUUACACACACACGCGCAGACUCUAUGUGCUGUGUGUGUGUUUGUAUAUCUGCAUGAGUUGCAUCAGUAUGCAUAUUUAUGCAUACGUCCGAAUGGCUUGCAUUUGAGUGCGCACUGUAUCCGUGUUUGUGUAUCUGUGAGCAGCAGAGAUAAAGACAUGAAGGAGGAAGGGCCGCCGUGGUGCUUAUAUGUCACCCAGCGCCGGAGGGUGAAUGACUCUUCUCUGUCCCCGACCCAAGGGAGGCAGAGGAGGAGCAUGGCUGACAUCUCCUGCUUCUCUGCCUUUUUCUUGCCCUCUCCUUCAGAAAUGUAGCUGAAGCUUCAGUCACGGCCUCUCCCUCUCCUUCUGAGUCACACGCAGCAUACUCAUAUGCUCACUUGCUCGCAGGAGUGCGUCUUGUAUUAUUCCCUUCUCCUCCUCUCAUGCUUCUCAUCCCCAUAACCCUUCUGUUCUCCUCCUCUGCUCUUUUCUAUCUACCUCAUACUUCCUGUUUCACCCCUCCCACCUUCUCCUUCUGCCAUUUUUCACGCCCCUGCAGCUAGAUGUCGAAUUGGGAUUCUGUAUUAACCCCUCGAUCCACACAAACACACACACAGUCGCUCCCAUGCUGCCAUUCACCCCCUAAACCACUCCGAUCCUCUCUCAGGAAAAUGGAAAACAAAACCCACAACAAAACAAGGCUUCUGAUAUUUCCUUCCCUCUGUUCAAUUAAACAUGGCCUCCAUCUGCUUCUUUGUUUCUCUUUGGCUUUUCUUCUGCAAUAUUGACUAUGGUUGUUCUUGUGAUUGUUUCUUAAGACUGUGUUUUAACCUGUUACAACUACAGAUGUGCGUAUUAACACUGGAGGAACAUGUCACGGGGUGUGUGUGUGUGUGUGUGUGUGUGUGUGUGUGUGUGUGUGUGUGUGUGUGUGUGUGUGUGUGUGUGGAUGUGCGAGAGGAGGGUGGAAUUGUUCUGCUUCAAGGUUCUGUGCCAAAUCUUUUUCAGAACAUUCAAUCUCUGUUCAUGUGCCAUACUGAGAAAUUUAUGAAAUAAAAAUAACAUUUUUCACAAA
This is a messenger RNA of Mugil cephalus (flathead mullet), 12021 nucleotides long. It is a transcript of the gene lrrc4ba, whose product is annotated as leucine rich repeat containing 4Ba. The transcript has 3 exons. Gene Ontology annotation, cellular component: plasma membrane. The record is from RefSeq and is a predicted model, not a curated record. Gene Ontology annotation, molecular function: protein binding. The coding region runs from base 1858 to 4059 and encodes 733 amino acids. Lineage: Eukaryota; Metazoa; Chordata; Actinopteri; Mugiliformes; Mugilidae.